CUCGCUCGCACCUAAUCGAAAAGUCCGAAAUCAUGUUGCCUACAUUUUGCCGAGUGACGGGCAACAGCCGUAACCUGCCCAAGCCCAAUUAUUUCCCGCUGUUGCCGCCCAUUUCGCCGGUGGAAGCGCGUCGCAUUUGCCGGUUGAUGGGCAAAUCCGUUGGCAGUUCGGACGAAGAACUUCGCCACACGUACGUCCCUCUCAUCGAAUUCGCUCGCAUCUCCAAAGCCGUUAAAUGUCACAUCACCAAUCACGCCGACCAACAGCAUCACUACCAGCAGACGAAUGCAACGGGAAGCAACGGUCCGGCCGGAAAGUGCCGCAUCACGGCCAAACACCAAAUCAACGACAAUUACAAAUAUCUCUAUCCCAUCAUCGGAGCCAAAGACACGAAUCUCAAACAGUUGAAAGCCAUUCUCGAUAGGAUGAGCAGCCGGCUGGACACGCUAACCUUCCAGCCCGGCCAGCGAUUCGUUUACCAGCUGGACGACAAUCAUUUGAAUCUCGUCCUGCCCGCCGAAAUGGAGGCGGCCAUCCGUCGCGGAGAGAUCGAGAAUCUUUUGCUGUCGAGAGACGGUUCGAGCGUCCUCAUUCGGCUCAAAGAUGGGCCCAGUUUGACGCUGAAUCUACGACCCAUAACUCUGCCCGUCCCCGGCGACAUGCCUCCGCUGCUGGAAGGAGGCGGACAGGACGACGAAAUUCUGGCCAAACAGCGACAGAUCCGACAGUACAAGAAGCGCAAGAUUUCGGAUCCCAAGAAGAACGGCGUCUUGACGCCGACGCCGCCGCCGGAAGAGUCCGAGAAAGAGCAAAUCAUCAUCGCCGACUGGACGGACCGUAUGGAGAAAUUAACGGCGUACCAUCGGAGCGCCAGCAAUUUGCUGACGCUGGGCUCCGAUUGGCGCGAGCUGCUCUAUCCGAAAAUCGACAAUUGGAAUUUCGACUCGCUGCCCGUCCUCAAGGAGGAAGAUUUGCCCAACUUGCCCAUCCGCAAUUUCGAUCCUGUUCAACUGCCGGCCGACAGUUUGUCGCCCGGAUUGAUCCAAUCGAAUCAAGUCCCCAUUCUGAACGAGGAAACGGUCGGCUUCGAAGCCGUGCCCAUCUUUGGCGAAGCCAUCCGGCCCUUCAAGGGCAAAUUGGCACCCAACUUUGUCCAGGAGCUGGAUCGGAUCACGGCCACGCAAGCCGCCUCUUCCACCGCCCAACUGAAGGACCUCUUCAGCGACGUCGAAUCGCUCAUGUUCCUGCCCUUCAUUCACGAGGUUGGGUCCGUCCUGGAAGCCGUAGACCGCGGCCGGAAGGGAUGGAUGGUGCGCAGCGAACAGGACGGCGUCCGAUUCGUCACAACUCCGCCAUCCGGAAAGGAUCAGGACAAAAUCAGGGCCGUUGAAGGCAUGAUGGUUCCGGUCGGCCAAGGCGAGGAGGAGCGUUUCGUCGUCGGGCAACACGUUCCCAAAUCCGCGACCGGAUUCGUUCCGGGCAAGAUGGUUGGAGAACAUUUCCAGCCUGGAUGCGUCGUGCAGGGAGUGGAGGGAGUCGGAUUCCUGCCUGGAUGCAUCUUUGAUGGAGUCUUUGCCGCAGGGCAAAUCAUCCGAGACGGCCGAUCGUCGCAGUUCAUCAACGGCCAAUCCGUGCAGACGCUCUUCGGUCCGAAAUUCUUGCCGGGCCGGACGAUCCAGACGGAUGGCGAAGGGUUGAAAUUCGUGGCCGGCCAAACGUCGUCGGUGGACGGCAAGUUUCACGUCGGCCAACUCUUUCAAACGAUCAACGGGCCGACGUUCGUCAGCGGGGUCACGUUCGACACGCCGCAAGGCGCCUGUUUCGUCGCCGGCCAAGUGGACGUGGACGGCCAAUUUGCUGCCGGACAGGUCUUGAUGGAUGGCCCGAACGGCACGGCGCAAUUCACGAUGGGCGAAAACGUGGAAACGGCCGACGGUCCGCUCUUCCUGCCCGGUCAGAGUUACAAGACGCCAGACGGACGGACGAAAUUCUGUCCCGGUCGCCAAAUGGUUUUGGAGGACGGCCAGAAGCGGUUCGUACCGGGCGAGACGAUGAUUUCCAAAGAAGGGACGCAAUUUGUUGCCGGAGUCUUAGCCGAGGAGAAAUUCAUCCCGUGCCAAAUCGACAUGACGCAAAACGGCCGUCUGCUAAUAGCCACCAAAGAAGAGGAAGUCUUCUUUCGGACGGGCGUGAGCGACGGCCUGCCCAUCGACAACAGCACGUUCUCUGCGAUGCCGAGGAAGAAGCCGGACAUGGGCUACAUGAUCCAGGUGGAAGAGAAAGUCAAAUUCUUGCCCACCGAACAAGGACACGAUGAGCUGAUGAUCAGCACGGCCAACGGCGAAGACGUCAAGGUUGUUCCCGGCCAGCUGCUGGAGAUGGACGACACGCCGAAAUUCAUCCCGGGCAAAACGAUCGAGAGCGCCCUGGGCAACAUUUUCAUCCCCGGUCAGGCCGUCAGGACGGGACCCAACAAGAUUGAGCAGUUUGUGCCCGGCCAAGUCAUCGACACGGGCAAUUCCUCCUCGAUCGAAGGCAUCAGCGGACCCAUGUUUUGUCCAGGUCAAAUGGUGAAUUGCGAGAGUGGCAAAAAGUUCGUACCUGGCCAAGUGUUUGGCAGCAAAACUGGGCCACGCUUCGUACCGGGCAAAAUCCUGCUGAGUCCUUCGGGCGCCAGCACGUUUAUUCCGGGUCAGGUGCUGUACAGCAGCGACCGCGGCUCCGUUUUCGUACCUGGCAACAUUGUAGACACGAAUUCCGGGCCUUACUUUGUCCCCGGACGGGUGGUAGACCUGCCCAACGGCGGCAUCAAAUUCCUGGCCGGUGAGAUCAUCGAAACCGAUUCGGGCCCACGCUACGUCACCGAACACGAAACCGACUUGGACCUGCUGGACGAAGCCGAAGAUCAGAAGGAGAUCGUCGUCCAAGGGUUCGCCGUCACUCCCGAAGAAUUGCGUCUGAUCACGGCCUACCCUUUCGCCGCGUUGCACUACCCGCUGAAGGACGGCGAUUCGAUCAUCAAUUCGCGCAUGUUGAGGCAAAUGGCCGCGGCCGGGGUGGCCGUCAGCAAGUUAACCAACAACCCGAACGCGAACAACAACAGUGACGACGUCAAAGUCGUGGCCCCAAAGGACAUUGACGAAUCGAUCCUGGGCGCCAACGUCUUCCGCACGACCGAGCCGCCGCCGCCCAAACCCAAGAAGCCCAAGGCCGCGCCGGCUAUUCUUGGCGACAAACUGCCCGUAGAAACGAAAGUGAUGGAGGCAGAGCCGCUGAAAUUGGCGGUGAAGGUGGGAGGCGAACCCCCGCCCGACGUUAAAUGGUUCAAGGAUCCACCGGGCACGCAAGUCAUGGCCGACGAGAGGACCAGCUUAACCGUGUCACCAGACGGGGUGGCCGAACUGGAAAUCAACGCCGCCGAUCCGCAGAAAGAUUCCGGCAAAUAUACGAUGGUGGCCGUCAAUGAAACGGGACAGGUCACGAGCCAGACUGUCGUCGAUGUUCAAAAGAAACACGAAGAGCCGACCGUUAAGGGCGAGCCAUUGCCCGUUGAGACCAAAGUGAUGGAAGACGAGCCACUGACGUUGAAGCUAAAAGUCGGUGGUAAUCCCCUGCCGGACGUCAAAUGGUACAAAGAUCCGCCCGGACACGAAGUGAUCCCCGACGAGCGCACCAGAAUUAGUCUGUCGCCAGACGGAACGGCUGAGCUGGCCAUCGAUUCGGCUAAUCCCGCCACCGAUUCUGGCCAGUACAAGAUGGUAGCCACUAACGAGCUGGGCCAAUUAACUGCCCAGACUAACGUCAACGUCGAAAAGAAACCGAGGAAAGCCACCAUUGAAGAAACUCUUCCUGCCAAAGUGACCACGUUCCAGGGCCAGCUUUUGAAGUUGACGGCCAAAGUGAACGGACAUCCUCCACCCAACGUCAAAUGGUACAAGGAUCCGCCCGGAACUGAAGUGACGGCCGAUGACAGGACGACCAUUGAACUCUUACCGGAUGGAACUGCUUCACUUCAAAUCGCUUCGGUCGAUCCAGCAAAAGAUUCCGGACAAUAUAAAAUGGUCGUCAUGAACGGAUCGGGCCAAGCGACGAGCCAAUCGGCCGUCGACGUCUCCAAGAAGCCCAUGAAAGCCACGGUGGACGAGAACUUGGCCUCGUCCGUCAUCGCCUAUCACGGCGAACCUUUAAAAUUAAAAGUCAAAGUCAGUGGCAAUCCUCUGCCCAACGUCAAAUGGUUCAAAGAUGACAAAGAAUUGACAUCCGAUGGUCGCAUGACCAUCACUUUGUCGCCGGACGGAACGGCCGAAUUCGAAAUCGCUUCAGCGGAUGCGACGAAAGACAGCGGGAAAUACAAGAUGGUGGCUGUGAAUGCGACGGGACAGAGCACAAGCGAAACAACAGUCGACGUCCAGGAAAAUAAACCGAAAAAGGCAACGAUUGAAGAGAAUCUGUCCUCGUCCGUAACGGCCUAUCACGGCGAUCCGCUCCACUUGAAGCUCAAAUUGAGCGGAUUCCCGCUGCCAGCAGUCAAAUGGUUCAGAAAUGAUGAAGAGCUGAAAGCAGACGAGCGAAUGACGAUGAAAGUGUUGCCGGAUGGAACCGCAGAGCUGGACAUCCUCUCGGCCGAUAUGGCUAAAGAUGGCGGACAAUACAAAAUGGUAGCUGUGAAUGAAACGGGACAAGUGACGUCGCAAACUGUCGUCAAAAUCCAAAAGAAACCCGAAUGCCCGUCUCUUCAAGGCGAGAAACUGCCCGUCGAAACGAAAGUGAUGGAAGCCGAGCCGCUGAGAUUGUCCGUCAAACUCAACGGCCAUCCGCUGCCGGACGUCAAAUGGUACAAAGACCCGCCGGGAACCGAAGUCGUUGCUGACGAUAGAAUCGAAAUCAAAUUGCUGCCAGACGGAACGGCCAAAUUAGACAUCCAAUCGGCCGAUCCAGCCGUUGAUGGCGGUCAAUACAAAAUGGUGGCCAUCAAUGCGUUGGGUCAAGUCACCAGCGAAACGGCCGUCCACGUCGAGAAGAAACCGAAGAAGGCCGCCAUCGAAGAAACUCUACCGGCCAAAAUAACAACGUUCCAAGGCCAGCUGUUGAAAUUGACGGCCAAAGUGAGCGGACAUCCUCCGCCCAACGUCAAAUGGUACAAGGAUCCACCGGGCAGCGAAUUGAUGGCUGACGGCCGGACGACGAUUGAAUUAUUAGCCGACGGAACAGCUAAAUUGGAAAUCACUUCCGUCGAUCCAGCAAAGGAUUCCGGCCAGUAUAGGAUAGUGGCUGCCAAUGCGACGGGCCAAGCCAUCAGCCGUUCGGCCGUCGAGGUGUCGAAACAGCCGAUGAAGGCAACGGUGGACGAGAGCUUGGCAUCGUCCGUCAUCGCCUAUCACGGCGAACCUUUAAAAUUAAAAGUCAAAGUCAGUGGCAAUCCGCUGCCAAGCGUCAAAUGGUACAAGGAUGAAAAGGAACUCGUUGCCAACGAGCGCAUGCGAAUUCAAUUGUCAGCCGACGGAAUGGCCGAGUUCGAAAUCGCCUCGGCAGAUUGGACGAAAGACAGCGGACAAUACAAGAUGGUGGCAGUCAAUGCGACGGGACAAAGUACGAGCGAAACGUCCGUCGACGUCCAGCAGAACAAGCCGCAAAAGGCCUCGAUGGACGAAAGCUUGUCCGCGUUGGUCACGGCCUAUCACGGCGAGCCGUUGAAAUUGAAGGUGAAGGUCAGCGGCCAUCCUCUGCCCGACGUGAAAUGGUACAAGGGCGAGAAAGAACUGAAGACGAACCAACGAAUGACCAUCAAAUUAUCGUCGGACGGAACUGCGGAAUUUGAAAUCCAUUCGGCAGACUCGGCCAAAGAUUCCGGCCAGUAUAAAAUGGUGGCUGUUAAUGCCAGUGGUCAAGUCACCAGUCAAUCCAUCGUGGACGUGCAAAGGAACAAGCCGAAGAAGGCCAGCAUCGACGAAGCGCUGUCCUCUUCCGUAACGGCCUAUCACGGCGAGCCGCUCAACUUGAAACUGAAACUCAGCGGAUAUCCUUUACCGGAUGUGAAAUGGUUCAAAGACGACAAGGAACUCGUUGCCAACGAUCGUACCAAAAUCAAACUGUCUCCGGAUGGAACGGCCGAACUGGAAAUUCCAUCGGCCGACGUGGCGAAGGAUUGCGGACAGUACAAAGUCAUGGCCGUCAACUCCCUUGGUCAAGUCACGAGCGAAACGGCCGUCGAUAUUCAAAAGAAAACGGAAGCGCCCACCAUCACGGGUGACACGCUGUCCGCCGAAAUCAAAGUGAUGGAUACUGAGCCGUUGAAAUUAAUGUUGAAAGUGAGCGGCAAUCCACUGCCCGACGUGAAAUGGUACAAAGAUCCGCCUGGACGUGAACUGUUCCCGGAUGACAGGAUGUCAAUUAAAUUAUCUUUGGACGGCACUGCCGAACUGGAAAUCGCCUCGGCCGAUUCGACGUGCGAUGCUGGGCAAUACAAAAUGAUAGCGGUGAACGCGUUGGGCCAGUUGGUGGCGGAGACGAAGGUCAGCGUCGAGAAGAAACCGAAAGAGGCCACGAUCGAUCAAGAACUUCCAGCUAAAGUGACGGCCUACCAAGGCCAGCUAUUGAAAUUGACGGCCAAAGUGAGCGGCCAUCCUUUGCCGGUCGUCAAAUGGUUUAAAGAUCCACCUGGCAAGGAAUUGGUCAACGAUGAGAGGACCACCAUCCGACUGUUGGAAGACGGAACGGCUGAGCUGGAAAUCAUGUCAGUCGAUCCGGACAAAGACACGGGAGCGUAUCGGAUGGUCGUGAUCAAUCCGUUGGGUGAAGUGACGAGCAAAACAGCUGUCCACGUCUCGAAGAAACCAAAGAAAGCGACACUGGACGAGGCUUUGUCAUCUUCCGUCUUAGCCUAUCACGGAGAGCCUUUGAAAUUGAAGCUCAAAGUCAGUGGCAACCCACUGCCGGACGUCAAAUGGUUUAAAGAUGACAGAGAAUUGACAUGCGACGAUCGCGUGAAAAUCAACUUGUCAGCGGACGGGACGGCGGAACUCGAAAUCGCAUCAGCGGAUUCGUCCAAAGACAGCGGACAGUACAAGAUGGUGGCCGUGAACGCAACUGGGCAAGUGACGAGCGAGACGAGCGUCGAUGUUCAGAAGAACAAGCCGAAGAAAGUCACGAUCGAAGAGAAUUUAGCGUCGUCGUUGACCGUCUUCCACGGCGAACCGAUGAAACUCAAAUUGAAAUUAGACGGUUAUCCUCUUCCGGAUGUCAAGUGGUACAAAGACGACAAUGAACUCAUUGCCGACGGGCGUAUCGUCAUCAAGUUAUCAGCGGACGGAACGGCCGAACUGGACAUCGCCUCGGCUGAUUCAGCCCAAGAUGGCGGACAGUACAGAUUGAUCGCCGUGAACGCACUGGGCCAGGUAACUAGCCAAACUAUCGUGGAUGUCCAAAAGAGCCGGCCGAAGGAAGCCACCAUCGACGAAGCUUUGGCUUCUUCCCUUCUAGUCCACCACGGCCAGCCGCUGACGUUGAAGCUCAAAUUAAGUGGCUACCCUCUACCGGAAGUCAAAUGGUUCAAAGACGGAAAGGAAGUGAAAACAAACGAACGUACGACUAUUCGAUUGUCGACGGACGGAACUGCGGAAUUCGAAAUCGCAUCGGCCGAUUCGGCCUGCGAUUCGGGCGAGUAUAAAAUCAUUGCCAAAAACGCAAUGGGUCAAGUGACGAGCCAAACUGUCGUCAAUGUCCAGAAGAAAACGGAAGCGCCCACGUUGCUCAGCGACAAGUUGCCGGACGCGACCAAAGUCAUCGAAGGCAAUUCGCUGAAACUGAGCGUCAAAGUCGGUGGCGAUCCGUUGCCCGAAGUCAAAUGGUUCAAGGACGGCCAAGGGCUGGUUCCCAACGAACGAACAGACAUCCAAUUGCUGUCGGAUGGCACCGCAAAAUUAGAAAUCACCAACACAGAUCCAGUCAUCGACGAUGGCGAGUACAAAGUCGUUGCCAAAAACGCCAAAGGUCAAGUGACGAGCCAGACGGACGUCAACAUCGAGAAGAAAAGCGAUGCGCCCACUUUGCUGGGCGACAAAUUGCCCGAAACGACCAAAGUCAUCGAAGGCGAUUCGCUGAAACUGAGCGUCAAAGUCGGUGGCGACCCACUGCCCGACGUCAAAUGGUUCAAGGACGGCCAAGGACUUGUGCCCAAUGAACGGACAGACAUUCAAUUGCUGUCGGAUGGCACCGCCAAAUUAGAAAUCACGAAAGCAGAUCCGAUCAAAGAUGCCGGCGUCUAUAAAUUGGUGGCCAAAAACGCCACUGGGCAAGUCACUAGCCAAACAGCCGUCGCUAUCGAAGAAAGACAAAAGGAAGCCACCAUCGAGGAAGCCCUUCCGGCUAAGACGAUGGCUUUCCAGGGCCAGAUGUUGAAGCUGACAGUCAAAGUGGGCGGGAACCCUUUGCCCGAUGUCAAGUGGUACAAGGACGGAAACGAACUGACUGCGAACGAUCGGACGGCGAUGCGAUUAUUACCGGAUGGAACGGCCGAAUUGGAAAUCCUGUCAGCCGAUGCGGGCACGGAUGUCGGCCAGUAUCAAAUCAUGGCCGAGAAUGCGACGGCUCUGGUGACGAGCGAAACGGCCGUGCGUGUCACGAAGAAGCCCAAAAAAGCCACGGUCGAUGAGGAAUUGUCUUCGGCCUUGACGGCCUAUCACGGCGAUCCGAUGAAAUUGAAAGCCAAAGUGAGUGGCAACCCGUUGCCGGAGGUGAAAUGGUACAAGGAUAACGAAGAGCUGAUUCCCGACGAGCGGCUGGACAUUCAAUUGCUUCCAGACGGAACGGCAGCGCUGGAAAUCGCGUCGGCCGAUUCGUCCAGAGACGGCGGCCUUUAUAAAAUGGUGGCCGUCAAUCCGACGGGUCAAAGUACCACCCAGACGUCCGUCGACGUCAAACGAUACAAACCCAAACUGGCCAGCAUCGACGAAGGUUUGCCGGCCGCGGUGACGGCCGUGCAGGGCCAACCGUUGAAACUCAGUGGCAAAGUGAGCGGCCAUCCUAAACCAGAGGUCAAAUGGCUCAAGGACGGCCGUCUCAUCCACCCGGGCAAUGCAAACAUGUCCCACCUGGCCGAUGGCACCGUCUCCUUGGAAAUCAAGUCGGCCAGGUCGGCCGACGCCGGCCGAUACACGCUGUCCGUCCUGAACGAGUUGGGAGAGAACGAAAGCGACACGGUGGUAGAGAUCGAGGCCCUUCCGGUGGAACCGCCGCCACCGCCCGUGCCCAGUGACAACAUGAACGACCCGCUCAUCCUCGAUUUUUUCAAGCGCAUCAAAACGGAUUUGGAAUCGGUGGAAAACGAUCCGUACAUCAGGGAGACGCUGGAAGCGGCCGAAGCGUUGGCGCAGACCGGCGGAAGACUCGAUUUGGCCAAGACCAUCCGCACGUUGCUGGACAUUCUGAAAAAUACGGAACGCGAUCCCGAAGUGGUAGACCUCAUUUUCGGCAUCCUGCGCUCCAAGCAAAGUAAGAAGCCGCCCAGUGGACUCGACUCGUCCGCGUUGCACGGAUUGCUGGGCAGAGCCUUGACCAACAAGUUGGGAUGGGCCAAGUCACCGGCUGGCACUGAAGUCUCAGGUUCCCCUCCAACGAGACCGGCCGAUCUCAGAGGCUUGGACGGUCCACACGCCAAUCAGAACGGAUCGAAAUCGCCCAUCGACGAGAGCAAAUUAGUAGACAAAUGGCAAUACUUGAACGGACCUGUUGAGAACAACAACAACAACAACAACAGCGGUGCUGGUCGAUUACGUAAAAUCUCAGCCGAGAGGCGUCAUCCUCGUCGGGUGACGUCACGUAGCUCUUCGUUCGCUCGCAACAUGGACCUGUCGGAAGAGGCUAGUGACGAUCCAGACAUAGACGAGUCAGGAUUGGGCGUCAACGCUACGCCCAGGGUCUUUGAUCCCAGCAACCCGAUCCCGGUGGUCAUCACCAGCGCCAAAGACAUUUCGCGCGACGUCAUCGACACUUUGCGCUACUCGCGCGACGAGGCCAAAAAGGAAUUUUACACCCAAAAGAUCCUCGAAGCCGUCGGAUUGCCCUAUUCAGGUCCUCGCUCGUCCAGCAAUGAAUCAGAGGACGGAUGGAAAUCCACCCCAGCCUCUCGCAAAUCCAGCAAUAAUCCAUCGCGCAAAACGUCUCAGAAUUCUCCGGCCUCGGCUUGCAUCAUCUUGAAGGAUUUCUUGCAGACGAUUGUGCCGGCCGAAGCGGCGCACAACGUCCUCAUCGGCCAGAUUGAUUACAUGAUCAUCGACGACGAAGGCGUGCGCUACUUUGAAUCGGCGCACGGAUUCGCUAGUCGCCGCAACAGCCGCUACGACAUCCGCCUAGCGGCCCAAGAAACGCUGAAGGCCAACCGGUCCCGCAGUGGAAGCGUCGAACCGACGAACAACGCCAUUAACGAGGAAACAGCGGCUGCUCAGGGCCCUUGGCCCUGGGCAGAUGUUGGGCCUCGUUCCCGACGCGCCAGCAUCGACGAAUUCCGCAAAAGGCUGCUGGAACAGGACGCCAGCAUCUCGAACAAAACGCGUCGCAGUUCGAGUCGAGAGCGUCCUCCUUCCGGCAGCUUCCAUUCGAUUCAUCAGCCGCACGGAAGACACUCUGUGGCCGCUUUCCCUCUCAGCCGCAAUAGCAGCAGUGGCUACGUCUCGCCCAUGGCGUCGGCCAGGAGCCGUCGAGGUAGCUUAGCCGAGGAUUAUUGCGCCCUGUACGGAUUGAACGCCGCUGGAGCCGCCAACGCGGCUCUCAUGCGUAAGCGCAAAGUAGGAACGGCCGGAUCGAUGGACGGAGUGGCCAGUAGCAUUAGCAGCAGCACCGCUCGAUCCAAGCGAUUUAGUCAAGCAUCUUUCGAUGAAUCUUACUGAUUUGAAAUGACGACUACCACCCACACCCCCCCCCCCCAGGCCCUUUUGUUGUUGAGCCGUUUCGGCCUUUGUCGUUUUCGUCCUCGUUUUGUUGUCGAUUUGAAAACAUGUUGGGAUGCGAAAAGAGGCUGAGAAGUGGGCAAUCACGAGAGAAAGUUAUCGCUCUCUCCUAUGUUGAUUUGAGCUGUGUUCGGCCUGUUGUCGAUUGCCUUGUUCUAAAUUUAGUUGUGUGUCCUCCUCCGUAAAAGAUAAUUGGGGUGAUGAAAAGGAAAUGAUUGGAGGCAACGAUGAUAGUCCUUCAUUUGUAAUGAUCUUCUUCAACGAUGAUUCGUGAUGGUGAUGUAGAGUGUGGUAUUCUUUCAGUUUUCAAUAGUGUGUCUUGAAACAGAAUCCAGUCCCUCAAAAGUCCCUUCUUCAAUGCAAUCGAAACUUUGUAGUGAUACUAUUUUUUUUUUUUUUUUUUUUUUUGGUGCUGGUGGAUCCACGGUGUUUGUUGUGUAUAAUAUUGUAUACCACACCGCCACCCACACAAUUGGUCAACAUCCCUAUCAUCCUCCCUGCUUGAUCGUGUAAAUAUAAUCGACACGUUUUAACUGAAAUCAACUUAAGAAGCCAAGUGCUUUUCUUUU
Messenger RNA from Daphnia carinata, 11512 nucleotides. Its product is annotated as muscle M-line assembly protein unc-89-like. NCBI's taxonomy places the organism in Eukaryota, Metazoa, Arthropoda, Branchiopoda, Diplostraca, Daphniidae. The transcript has 2 exons. The record is from RefSeq and is a predicted model, not a curated record. The coding region runs from base 33 to 10883 and encodes 3616 amino acids.